Racocetra fulgida is the source of this 1688-nucleotide messenger RNA. The record is from the annotation of a GenBank genome assembly. Lineage: Eukaryota; Fungi; Glomeromycota; Glomeromycetes; Diversisporales; Gigasporaceae.
CACAUAGUUUAUCUAUUAUCAAGCCACAUUUUUUAAUGUCAGAGACAUAUGCAGACGCGUAUAAUCAAGCUCAAACAGACACUCCAUCAGAUAAUGAACUGCAUGCUUUAUGGGUCCCGCCUUCAAGAAAGAAAAUGCUGAACAUUCUCAAAAGUUCAAGCAUGGGAGGUCCACUAGAGAAAGAUAAGGAUGUGAAAGAACCACCAUUUGAUCUAUUAAUUAUAGGCGGUGGCGCUACUGGUACGGGCACGGCUCUCGAUGCUGCAACAAGAGGAUUAAAAGUUGCAUUGGUAGAAAGAGAUGACUUCUCUGCUGGGACCUCUUCGCGGUCGACAAAACUUGUUCAUGGUGGCGUUCGAUACCUUGAGAAAGCAUUUAAAGAACUCGACUAUGGGCAAUACAAGCUUGUGAAAGAAGCCCUUCAUGAACGUGCCACUUUUUUGCAUAUUGCCCCUUAUUUAAUUUACGAUUUCCUUGCAGGCCGCGAAUCUAUGGAAAGCUCACAUUUCUUGUCUAGUAGUAAGGCAAUUGAAGCUUUCCCGUGGUUAAAAAAGGAGAAACUCGUUGGUGCUAUGGUAUAUUAUGACGGUCAACACAAUGAUGCACGUAUGAACGUCGCUCUUGCAUUGUCCGCCGUUUCACAUGGCGCAGUUGUUGUAAAUCACGUGGAGGUUACACGAUUAUUGAAAGACAAUGAGGACAAAGUCAUUGGAGCACGAGUCAGAGAUAAUUUGAGCGGUGAUGAAUGGGACAUCAGAGCUAAAGGUGUAAUAAAUGCUACUGGUGCAUUUACAGGUAGAUUGACGUCACACGCGUAUUGGCCUAUAUUAGUCAAAGAACGCGAUGGUAUUCGUUCUAUGGAUAAUCCUAGAUGUGACAACAUUGUUGCUCCAUCUGCGGGUGUUCAUGUUGUCCUACCAAACUAUUAUAGCCCCCGAAGAAUGGGCAUGAUUGAUCCUUCUACAUCAGAUGGGAGGGUAAUUUUUUUUUUACCUUGGGAAGGAAGUACAAUUGCUGGAACAACAGAUUCACCCACUGAAUUGACGUACAACCCAAUGCCUAAAGAAGAAGAAAUACAAUGGAUUCUUAAUGAAAUCAGAACAUACUUAAGUCCUGACAUUGAAGUUCGACGCAGUGAUGUUCUUGCUGCUUGGUCCGGAAUUCGUCCUUUAGUGCGUGAUCCUGGUGCCAAAAAUACGUCAGAAUUAGUGAGAAGGCACAUGAUUAAUGUUAGCCCUUCCAAUUUAAUCACAAUUGCGGGUGGAAAAUGGACAACAUACAGAAAUAUGGCAGAAGAAACGGUUGAUACAGCUAUUAAAGUUGCACGACAUUUAGCUAAUAGUUAUGGUGAUCGUUCAUGGGCUGUUGCUGCAUUAGCACGUCCAACUGGCAAGAGUUGGCCAGCUUUUGGCUGCAGAUUAAAUCCACUAUACCCAUACAUUGACGCAGAGAUUACUUAUGCUGUCCGUCGAGAAUAUGCUUGUACUCUCGUGGAUGUUAUCGCGCGUCGUACUCGCCUGGCGUUUCUUGACGUUCAAGCAACUCUUGAGUCGCUUCCGCAUAUCAUUGAGAUUAUGAGCAAAGAGCUUGGAUGGUCUUCAGAACGACAAAAAAGGGAAUAUAAUCAGGCUGUUGAAUUUCUUGUCACAAUGGGUCUUCCUCGACCAAAAGAACAAGGGAAAUCUUAA